CGUCUGCUGCCGGUUCUGUCAGUGGCCCGCGAGCGAGCCAUGGGUCGCGAUGGUGUCGUUAUCAGUGCGCGUGUUGCGACGCUGCGUCACCUCUCUCCUGCUCGCGCUCUUCUGCCUGCCCGUCGCUGUCCUCAUCUUCGACACGCUGCCGCAGCGACACCCCGUCCACCACAGUCAGUUGCAGGUGACGGAAGCUAAGAACACGACAUGGUACAGUGAGCGUGUGAUGGAGGCGCGGAUGGCCUGGCGUCGCCGCACACUCAAGGAGGCGUGUUCUCGCUUCGGCCUGGACGUUCCGGGCAACGACUCACUGCACCGACCCAACGCCUGGGAGUUCCUCAUCAACAAGCAGCACCACCUCAUCUGGUGCAACGUCUUCAAGGCGGCAUCAUCCUCCUGGAUGUACAACUUCAACAUCCUAGCAGGCUACACACCAGAGUUCCUCAAAAACAACAAUAUGGUCCCGCUGCAGUUGGCGAGAAAGAAGUACGCACGGCCGAGUGUCGAAGAGCUGAAUGUUGCGCUCAACGAUUCCAUCGCCUUCUUGAUUGUGCGCCACCCGCUGGAGCGACUGUUGUCGGCAUACCGUGACAAGAUACAGUAUGCCUUGCCCAACACCCACCACUCCAAGUUGGGUCAGCGCAUCAUCAUCCAGUUCCGCAACAAGAUCGACAAGGAAGGCAGACCCAUGAGGGAUCGCAGCACACACAGCCCACGAUGGCCUACCUUCUCCGAAUUUGUCAACUACCUGAUACACGAGCACAACCGCGGCCACAGCCUGGAUAUGCACUGGACUCCCAUCACAGAGUUCUGUUCCCCUUGCCAGGUGGAGUUCGAUCUCAUCCUCAAGUUCGACACACUGGAUGAAGACCAGAGGUACCUGAUAGAGAUGGCAGGCGUCAGUCACCUGGUAAAAGCCGAGUGGAGGAAUCCUUCAAAAGGUCCUAACACUCCCGAUGUCAUCACCAAGUACUACAGCCAGCUGACACUAACCCAGCUGCUCCAGUUAUACAACAUUUACAGGUUCGACUUUGAGCUGUUCGGCUACACCCUGGACCGAUACCUGGAGUUGGCCACCAACGACACGCCCACAAAAGCCAUUCUAGUCUGACAAAGCCUGCUUCACGUCUCCCCUCACCUGCGUUACCGUUACAACUCCAUCAAUCGCUUGCCUCUCUAGGCCAGUCCACUGUACUUAGCCAUUUGUAUACCGCUUUUCUACUGAACUUAGAAUCUACUCCUGCGAAGCGAACUAAAGACAUUGUUCAAGUGUAGACCAGUAUAGACGCUGUUGAUAACAUUAUAUAAACAGUCCUUUACAAAAUAACAGGGGAUUAUUUAGUAGUUUGAUUCCAUGAAAAUUGGAUGAAUGCUAAUGCACUUCUGCAGUUUUAGCAGAACCGCAAACUAUUGUUAUGGAUAUUUCUUGAAUGUACAUUUAUAAUAAAAUAAAAUAUUGCACAUGAGAUGAGGAUCGGUCCAGCCCUUAAGUUUAGUAAUCCUCAACAAAUGUUUGGAGUGAAGGAUAUAUCUAAAUUGGUAUCAUUUAAAAUCAUUGGCUUUAAUACUGAAUGUUUAAGAUUACCGCAAACACUUACUAUUGAUUAAUACUUACAAUUAAAGAUUUAACUCAUAUUUGUAUUUAUACUUUUUUAUAUAAAUUAAGUUUUACCCUGUAGGCAGUGCUUGAUUUGAGGCGGAACACACUGGAACAGCGUUCCAGUAUCUCUCUCUGAAAAAUAUGCACAUGAAAUUUUCCAGUGCACCUCAGAAAGACCAGGAGAAUUUUCCAGAAAAUAGCUCCAGGGUCUCCUUUUUUGGGAGAAUUCCGUUCUCCACUGAUCUCUUUUUCCAAAAAUCAAGCACUGCUUAUAGGUGUUUAAAAGUUGUAAAUCAAUUUUAUGAAAUAAAAUAAAUUUUUAAUUAGAAGUCUCUUGAUUUGAGUGAAGGUUUCAAAAUAUUACUUAUACAAGUACCAUAUAAAAAUAAAAACAUUUUACCUGUAUCUUUAUUUAAUAUGACCUUAUAAAAACAUUUAGGGGUAAUGGCGCACAACUAAAAAUUUCAACAAUAUUUACUUGAAUAUUCACAUUUUGUUUCAGUUAAUGUAAAGAAUCAAUACUAAGUUUACUUGGAUAUUCAUUGUUUAUAUUUAAAGUGUACAACGAAAUAUUUAUUUUUUAUUCACUACAUGACACCCAAUGGAUACUGUCCAAUUAUGUGUGGUGCAAAUAUAAAAAUUUUCUCUGUGUAAAAUGAAAAAACACUCAAGCUACAUCAAGGCACAACCCUUAGUUUUCUAAAACUAAUAGUUUUUAAUGAUGAAAUUUGAUACCUACAAAUUUAAAGCUUCCGCAGCUCAAUGCAACCUGAUCAAACAGCAAUAAUUUAAUAUAAUAAUAAAUCAUAAUAGUUACCAUACAUUAAGAUUAGAACUCGUAAUUCACUUUUACUUUUACUAUUUUUUUACUACUAAAAUUACUUAAGGUUUUAAAAUAUGAACUACUUUGUUAUUAUUGGUUAUUACUUUUAAUGAAUUUUAUUAAAAUGUUUUGAUCUAGUUAAAAUAAUAAAAUUAUGUUUUACAUAAUGAACUGUUACUAAACUAUAUAUUUAAAUUGUUUAAUAGAUAUUUUACAAUAGUCGAUAUUGUGAUUAGUCACAAAACAUAUUUGUGGUAACGAUAAAAGAGCCAUUUCCAUUAGUGAAUUUUUGAAAGGCCUAACAUUAGUGCGCUUAUAAUGAAUUAUAGAUUUUAUUCCUUAAUUAUUGUAUUUUAGAUAUUUAAUAAUUGUAAAUGCUCUUGAUACUGUGUUAUUUGAAAAGAUUUUAUGAAUAAGUAUGCAAAUAUUAUAAGUAUUUAGUCAAGAGAUUUACUGUAAGAUAUAAUAUUGAUAAUUUUUUAAUAUUUCUAAAUCAUGAUAGUGUUAAGAAGCGACAGUAAUUAAUUAUGAUGCAUUUGAACUUUAUUAGUUGCAUUAUACAGUAAGCAAUAUUUAAUUAUCUUCAGAAAUCUAUAAACGGUAAUUUAACUUUAUAUACUGAUCAUUUCAAUCAAUACAAUUAAUUAAAUUCAAUUUUGCUUAAGGGGUAUUUCACAAUGGUCAAGUUCCUUUAUUUUAAGUUCAAGACAGCUUGCUUCGUUUGUAAUUUUAAACAUUCCUUUUAUUUAAAAAAAUAAAUUUUAGCAGUUGUAAUACAAAUGAAGCACUUGAUAAAUGUUAAUUUUUUGUGAAAUAAUGACACUAAUGACUUAACCAGAGCAACAGAUACACACUCAAAGCAGACCGUUUUGAAUGAAUUUAAAUAUGAUUUAUACAAAUCAAACAGUGUUGUUUUAUUCAUAAAGGACUCAACAGAUCUUUCUUAAAAUCGUGUCAUGUCCGUCUGGUGAUUACCUUGAUAGAAGGGCCAAAGAGACUUGAAACGUGGUAUACAAAAAUUAAUUUCUUGGUCAAAGAAAUUAAUUUUUUGGGUCAAAAUUGUAAUAUAGAAAUAAAAUUCCAACAUUUUUAAAUCGGUCUUAUAGGGAACCACAAAAGCAAUGAGAAUAUUGCACAAUAUACAAAUUUACAUGAUAUGAUAUCAUGUGACAUAGUAAUACAUGUGAUGAAGCUAUUUUGUUGAAUUGAUUGAUAAGACUUCCAAACACGUUCACAAUGAUGUUUUUUUUCCAGAAAUUUUUAUUUGCCGUCGAAUUUUUCAAUUAUAAAGGCUAAAAACUGUAAUCAGGUUCUUAAAGUCAAACAUCUAAGUAUAUCGAAAAAGGUAUGUAGGCCUUGCAAUUUUGCACAAAAAAAAUUAUUUAAUUGAUUUUUCAAUUUUUCUCUGUGUACCUCUAUGAGUACCUACAAAAAUGUAUUUACCUUAAAAAUUAAGCAAUCGUGUGCCUGACGGGGUACAUUAUAGUCUGAGGUAUUUAUUUGCGUGGGAUCAAACUUAACAAACCACCAAGAUAGGCAAACAAUAAAAAACCAAUAAGGAAAUGCAUGUACCCCAUCAGGCGCACAACACACUUUACAAAAGCCCGGUAUGUACCCGAUGGGGUACACAUCGUCGUAAACGUGUUAAGUUCUGCUGGGUCCUUCGAUAUUCUGUUGUAUCCAUUUAUGUCACAUACGUUGAAGUGAUAAGUAACUUUAAACCUGUUGAAUAACCACUUAUUUUGCAACUAGUUAUGUACCUGAAAAGAAUUCCAUUCAAAUCAAUUGAAUCAAGUAAUGUUGUGUCAAGAACCAUAACUAUUGUAAAUUCUAUUUUAUAUCAAAUUUAAUGUAUUUUCCAAUAAUCCCUUAUGAUUGUCUUUAUUUACCUUUUUUGCAGUUAUUACUAUAACUAUUGUACUUUGUAAUUAUAUGUGACUUUGUUUGUUACAGUCUACAUACUCUAAUUCCAUUAAAAUGCAUUUAACCGUAUUUUUAGGUUGUUAGCAUUAAAUAAACCAAAGACACUUUCAAUAGCUAGAGGUAUGGUAUUACUUGGUUAGUCUAAGAACUCUAUAAAUGUUUAUUGGUUGUCACUAUAAAACUGCAAUCAUUAAAAGAAAUAUUUUUUGUAUUUGGUUGAUCAAAUAAUAUGUGUGUCUAAACAUAUCACAUGUUACUAAGAUUAAUUUAGGAACUAUAUAAGAGUUUAAAUCAAGCAAUAAUCUGAAUAGCCAAACACAAAUGUCAAGUUACAUUAUUACCAAAGCACCAAUAAGGUCCAAAACAAAGCCCUACUGUUGAAAUACAGAAUUUAUCAUUUCAGUAAUUUGUUUUGUUACAUGUAAUUAUGCAUUGGAAAAUAAUUUUAUUCAUUCACUAUUUUUUGUCUAUAGUUAAUUUAACUGUAUAAACCUUUUGCCGUUAAUUUCACCAUGUUGUACAGUAAAAUAUUAAACUUGCUUUUCAUCACAUGAACCAGAACAUUAGAGUUUUAUCUAAUAAUAAAUUCUAUAAAUAAUUUUACUUUGUUAGUUUUCAUGAAUUAAUAAAAACUCAUGAGUAUUUAAAAUUUACAUUUUCAGUACUUAACUUGCAAAAGGAUUAAAUGCCCAAUAAAACAAACAAAUUUCUUUAAAACUUUCUCUAAUGGUGUAGAAUAUAAGUGCUUACUUUUAAGAAAUAAUUGUCAGGUUGUCCACCUACUGUAAACUCUGUCAACUGUACUUAUCACAUUUACUGAUAAAGGAAUUGUCACUGUUUUGAAUGAAUAAGAUUAGACUCUUUCAUCUCCAUCAACUUUGCACUUCACACUAACUGUAGGGAAUAUCUCUACGUGUGCAGAGAUAUUAACCACAACUAGGCUUAACUAGGGUUAGUCCUUCUUGUUAUGGAUGGUUGUUUGACAACACUUUGUUAAAAUUCACUUUAUUCUGUAGAAAUGUACAUAUGUAACAUAAUGUUAUAUUGAAUUUAAUAAAUUUGUUAGUUUUGUUUGUAA
Homalodisca vitripennis (glassy-winged sharpshooter) is the source of this 5424-nucleotide messenger RNA. RefSeq names its product carbohydrate sulfotransferase 11-like. Gene Ontology annotation, biological process: carbohydrate biosynthetic process. The record is from RefSeq and is a predicted model, not a curated record. Gene Ontology annotation, cellular component: membrane. Bases 50 to 1111 code for a protein of 353 amino acids. Lineage: Eukaryota; Metazoa; Arthropoda; Insecta; Hemiptera; Cicadellidae. Gene Ontology annotation, molecular function: sulfotransferase activity. The transcript has 6 exons.